Molecule: messenger RNA, 1359 nt
Organism: Mercurialis annua (annual mercury)
Lineage: Eukaryota; Viridiplantae; Streptophyta; Magnoliopsida; Malpighiales; Euphorbiaceae
Product: dnaJ protein ERDJ3B
Exons: 10
Coding region: 166-1203 (345 amino acids)
Biological process (GO): protein folding
Source: RefSeq, a predicted model, not a curated record
AAUUUACUGGUCAAGUUUCGUAUCAGUGCUCAAACUCUUGAACCACGACGAAGAGCUAAUUUUACUUUCAAACAAAAAUUUAGAAGAAGAAGAAGAUAAAGAAUUUCAGAUUUUACAGGUUUUUUAAGAUUUGGAGAGAUCCGAGUUCUCUCCUGAUAAUUGUUAAUGGCGUAUCAAAUAGCAAAGCUUGUGUUUCUAUUAUGCGCUUUAUCUCACGUUCUUGCUGCAAUUGCUGCAAAAAGCUAUUAUGAUAUAUUGCAAGUACCGAAAAGCGCAUCAGAUGAACAGAUCAAGAGAGCGUAUAGAAAGCUGGCAUUGAAGUACCAUCCUGAUAAGAAUCCUGGAAAUGAGGAGGCUACUAAGCGAUUUUCGGAGAUUAGUAAUGCAUACGAAGUGUUGUCGGACGGCGAGAAGAGAAAUAUAUAUGAUAGGCAUGGAGAAGAAGGGAUUAAACAGCAUAUGGCUGGUGGAGGUAGAGGUGGAGGCAUGGGAAUGAAUAUGCAAGACCUUUUCAGUUUCUUUGGUGGAGGAGGUUCUAUGGAGGAGGAAGAAACAAUUGUAAAAGGUGAUGAUGUAAUUGUCGAUUUGGAUGCUACAUUGGAAGACUUGUACAUGGGUGGCUCACUAAAGGUUUGGAGGGAGAAAAAUGUUAUAAAGCCAGCCCCUGGCAAAAGACGCUGUAAUUGCAGAAAUGAAGUUUAUCAUAAGCAAAUUGGUCCAGGGAUGUUUCAACAGAUGACAGAACAGGUCUGUGAGCAAUGCCAAAAUAUCAAAUUUGAACGCGAGGGCUAUUUUGUCACUGUUGAUAUUGAGAAAGGAAUGCAGGAUGGACAAGAGGUGGUUUUCUAUGAAGAUGGCGAGCCAGUAGUAGACGGUGAGCCUGGAGAUCUGAAGUUCCGUAUUCGUACAGCACCCCAUGAUCUAUUCAGAAGGGAAGGCAAUGACUUGCACACAACUGUGACAAUAACACUGGUUCAAGCGCUUGUUGGUUUUGAGAAAACCGUGAAACACUUAGAUGAACAUUUAGUGGACAUUAGCACAAAGGGAAUCACUAAGCCUAAGGAGGUGAGAAAAUUCAAAGGAGAAGGAAUGCCACUGCAUUUUAGCACGAAGAAAGGUGAUCUUUACAUCCAAUUUGAGGUUCUUUUCCCCACUUCACUAACUGAAAAUCAAAAGCAGAAGAUCAAGGAAACUCUUGGCUAGAUUAUAGAAUCAAAUUUUUUGAUCUCGGGUUCUAAAUUGUUCCCAAUUGUAACAUUAGAUUAUAUAGAAAUUUAAGACGAUUAUGGGGCUUUUGCUUCUUUUUUUUGUUAAGUAGCAGCAUACAAAUUAAUGGAAUGCAUUUUUGCCUUUCUCGUC